This is a messenger RNA of Paralichthys olivaceus (Japanese flounder), 3843 nucleotides long. The record is from RefSeq and is a predicted model, not a curated record. Lineage: Eukaryota; Metazoa; Chordata; Actinopteri; Pleuronectiformes; Paralichthyidae.
AUACUCAGUUCACACUAUAGACUCAGUUCACACUGUAUGUAUUGUUUGCAUUGUAUAUAUUGUCGUUUACACUGUAUAUGCUCUAUUUGCAUUAGAUAUGUAAUAGUUCAUGUUGUAUACAGGCUAUUGUAUUCACACUUUGCGUAUUGUUUGCAUGUUCUGUUUAAUUUCUAUUUUACUAUCCUCUUUGCUGCGGCAAAUUUCAAAUUAGUGGACUAAUAAACGAUCACCUUAUCUCAUCUCAUCUGAUCAUCAUGAAUAUGAAUGUAAGUGCUUUGAAUGUUGUUUUAUUUUCUCUUCUCCCACACAACAUCCGGUCCUGACUCGCAGCUCUCCACAGUCUUGGUGUAAACACUCUCUCCAAGUGGCUGUGCGUUUCUCAGCCUUUGCUCCGUCAACUUAACUUUACGCAAACUCCUUUAGUGCGCUGCGACCAAAGGCUGCGACGCAGCGUGCGUGUGUGACCUCCGCAGGUAGUUUCGUGGACUUUUCUGCGACAUGGAGCCUCCGGACUUCGAAGCCAUGAACUUCACGGUGGAGCAGGUGCCGUCGUUGUACCCGCUGUGUGAGGAGUGGAGGGACGGCGCGGAGGGCGCCGUCUUCCACCUGGCGCACAUCUUCCUCUUCCUCGGCUUCAUGGGCGGCAGCGGCUUCUACGGGCUCCUCUACCUCUUCUCCUUCCUCACGCUGGGCUUCUUCUGCUCCUCUCUCUGGGCUUGGUCGGACUCGUGCACCACCGACUCGUUCCUCUGGACCUUCGCGCUGUUCGCCGUCAGCCUGGCGCAGGUGGUGCACGUCGCCUACCGGCUGCGGGGCGUCUCCUUCGAGCGGGACUUCCAGGAGCUGUACCAGUGCAUGUUUCAAAAGCUGGGGGUGUCGCUCACACAGUUCGGGAAGAUCGUGGCCUGCUGUGACGGAGACAUCCACACCUUAGAGCCCAGCCACUGCUUCGCCAUCGAGGGGAAAACCGCCAUCGACAAGCUGUCGGUGCUGCUGUCUGGCAGAGUCCGUGUGACAGUAAAUGGAGAGUUUCUGCACUACAUCUACCCGUUUCAGUUCCUGGAUUCUCCUGAGUGGGACUCUCUCAGACCAGCAGAGGAGGGGAUCUUCCAGGUGACCCUGCGUGCUGAUAACCCCUGCCGCUACGUGGCGUGGAGGAGGAAGAAACUCUACCUGCUUUUUGCUAAGCAUCGCUACAUCGCCAAGAUCUUCGCCCUCGUUGUGCGCAAUGACAUUGCAGAAAAGCUGUUCUCCCUUAAUGAUAAGGCUUUCAGCUCGUCUGGCCGCCGCUACGAUCUCCGCUUACCAAGUUACUGUCACAUGCCAGGGACCGAAUUAGAACAGGCAGAUGUCCUGCAAGUUCCAGUGCAGGGUGGGAGGAUGGCCUGAACACAAACACACACUUGCACACACAUACAUACUCUGCUCUAGGCCUUAAACACUUGGAAGUGACUCACUGUGGGUAGGAAUGUAAUGUAAAUAUAGUGUUAUUUAAGAAGGCCAAAGUGUGACUGUACCAUUUAGGGAAAGUAGGUCUCAAAUGCAGUUGUAACAUAUCUGCCUAUGUUUUCAGAUCUCAAUAUGCAGUAGUAGGUACAGUAGGUGGAGCUAGCAGAUGUUUCACCAGUCAUGUUGUAUCCAGAUAAUCCUAUAGAUUUAUUUGGAAAGGGUCAUAUGACUGACACUCCAUAUAAAUCCUUAAGAUGCAUAAUAGCUGCCUUGUUAACCUUUUUAAAAAUAUACCUAGGUAUACUUUGGCCCAGGUUGUCCUACGUUUAUUGUGUUUUGAACUACGUUCAAGCUUCAAAUCACCAAGAUAUGUGGGACUUUGUUUGAAAGUUCUCAUUCACCUUUUGAAACUAUUCGAUUUUAGUCUUAAAAUUAACAGAAAAACCAAAUCAGCCAAAACUUCAAGGUUUACAGUUUGUUUCUUUUUUCAUCCAUAUUGGUUUGUAAUGCUACUAAUGCUAAUAACGGGUUUAUCUCAUAGACAAAUGGUCAAUGGUCUUUAUUUAGAUAGCGAUUUUCUAGUCUAGAUGACCACUCACACCAGACUUUAUAUAAAGAUGGACGACUUGUCUCCAUUUCCUCCAACUACUCAGAAAUGAUGCCACAAUGUAAAAUACAAUAUGAAGGCUGCCAUCUCAGAGCAUCAUCGCCAUGUUGUCUAUCUUUAUAAACAGCCUGUGGUUUAGCUGGAGAAGAAGCACAGAAGCCAGAAAGCCUUUCAGGAAUUUGCACCCUGAGCGACUUAAAGAAUGAGUGGAAGGAAUAGUCCUCUUAAUAGAUUCAUGGUUCAGAUCCACCAUGAGGUCCUGUCGUUUGUCAUGAAAUAUCUAGAAAUGUAAAGAGAGGAAAAAACUCAUAUAAUGGCUAAAAUGUGGAACUUUUCCUGUGGCUUGGUGAAUAAUUUGCUCCCUCAUUAUUGUAGCUGAACCGAACUACAAUCUCAAUCUCAGAGUUAAAUCUGUUUCAUUCAGUCAUAUGUUUACUGAUAAGACCAGCUGCUUUUGACUGUGUACUAGACAAGCAUGUGUUCUGGUAGUAAAUAUGCUGUGUAGUUAGUUGCUACUUUAGAGGUUUAGACCCACUUGGCUUGACAGGGCAAACAUUUCACAAUCUAACAGAACCGAGAAAGUAGAAAUUGUUACUUCUUCACAGACGGACAUUCUGCUUUUCUAUUCUCACAUCAUAGUCAAGCAGCUGUUUAAAGAAAUUAAAUGUGGAAGAGUUUGUGAAAAUUGAGUUUGUGUGUAUGGAAAUAGUUUUAAACAAAUGACACUAAAGAUUGUGCUGUUCAACUAAGGUGAAAUUAACCUAAAGCUGAAUUGAUGUUAUUUAUUUUAGUUAGUCAUUUAUAAUUACUUUAUACGUAUAUAAAGUGAGAUUAGAGGCUGUAGAUGUCUUAACUGUAUAAGAUUCUGUGAUGUGCAAUAUUGACAGAUUGGAUCAGUGACUAUUGUUGUAAGAUUGUUCAAAUUAAGCUGUAAAUAGGCUAAUUGUGUGUAUAUUUUACUGUUAAAAAUAAAUUAACUAACUGGAAAUUCAUCAGAUUUUUCUAGUUAACACAGACACACAGUGUAAAUAAUAUAAAAUAGAAUGGCUACAAUAUGAUGUAGUAAAUUGAAAUAUACGGUAGUUUGCAGCAUUAUUAAUUUUGUGUUUUCUUAUCCUUUUACAUCUCAGUCUAUAUCAGUAUUUAUCAUCAGUGACUGUGAGAUAAUAACUCAUAAAAAUAAUAUCGGUGUGAUUGUGCCACAUUCGAACAUGUAACAAAAACAAUCCAUUCAUUUGUAAGAACAAGCUCCACAUUGCUGAAGAUCUGUCUCAACCUCAUUAUUCAUUUAAUUCCAUGUUCAAGGUUUUAGAAUGUGUCAGUUGGCAUCCUCUAGCGCCUGCUAUCGUUAGCAAUCAUUCUUUGAGAAAAACACAUCUGAAUGUAACUUCUCCAGUUUAGUUGCAUGUUUCCUUCUGGAAUGACCUUUUUCAUCGCUGUGAUUUCAUCCACAAACAAACAAGUCACACUGCCUCGUCGUUUACUUCCCGAAAAAGAAUCAUCUUUUGUCUCUUUCGCUUGAAAAUAUAAUUUAUUCAUUUUUUUGUUUUGUUUUGCUUAUAAAGCAGAGAGACAAUGGCCCCAUUGGUUAAUUGUCUCCACUGACACUGGGCUGGCCAAAUCACUUCUCUUACAAGUCAAGCAUGUUGACUUCCCAGUGGAGGAGUGAAAUGCAGAGGAACUUGUUUCUACAUUCUGUACCCGUAUGUUUAAAUGUCAUUAAAUAACUUAAAAUGAUACUUUGACUGCUAGCAGAGCUUCUUCUGUAACAGUUACUUGUAUUUCUA